Coniophora puteana RWD-64-598 SS2 is the source of this 6643-nucleotide messenger RNA. Its product is annotated as RhoGAP-domain-containing protein. Gene Ontology annotation, biological process: signal transduction. Bases 188 to 4426 code for a protein of 1412 amino acids. The record is from RefSeq and is a predicted model, not a curated record. The transcript has 14 exons. NCBI's taxonomy places the organism in Eukaryota, Fungi, Basidiomycota, Agaricomycetes, Boletales, Coniophoraceae.
CCCCGACACCACUCACCUCCUCUUCCGCCAGCUGGCGGCCCGCGAUCUCAGACACGUCUCGACGCGCACCCCGACACUCCUAAUUCGCGCCCCUUCUCUUCUUCACCAUAGCAAGCUCUUCUCCCCUGUGACACACUCCUUGCCACCUAUACCGCCAAAAUAGUCGGCUUCAACGCGAGAUACCCUAAUGGCAGAAGCUGUGGCAAUGAAUUCCCUCCCAAACGAUAUGGAGGACAGGAUCUGUCCGGGAUGCAAACUCUCGGCCGUUAGCGAGGGCGGAGGUUAUGUCGUCGCAUUCGGUCAAUCCUUCUUCCACGUAGAUUGCUUCAGAUGCGCCAAGUGCAGCAAUCAGGUCACCGCGGAUACCAACCUCUUGCUUCUCUCGGAUGGAUCUCCUAUAUGUGCGGACUGUUCCUACAACUGCAAUGUUUGCCAUCAGCCAAUUCUCGACGAGGCUAUCAUGACCGGAGACGACUCGUAUCACGCACACUGUUUCAAAUGCAAAGUUUGCAACGGACGCAUAGAUGAACUCAUAUUCGCAAAGACAAGUCAUGGCAUCUACUGUAUGAACUGUCACAAUGAACGUAUGGCCAAGAUCAGACGCCAUGCUCAACGCAAGAGAGAGAAGGAAAAGAAUGCCGUUGCGGGUGCCGUCACUCCGACGCGUGAACCAGAAGGCAAAGACUAUUUCAAGGAAAACUCGCAGGUCUCGAAUCAUCUCUCUAGUAACUCUCCACAACCCCAGACACUCAGAGGCUCAGGAUCGACCAGCUUCCGCGAAGCACCAUCCAUGUUGAGCUCCAGUAGUUCACCCAUGGAGGGUCCAUCAACCCCGGCGCGGAAGCGGAAGUCGCUGCAGCAGGGGGAUGAUAGACCGGGACCGAGUGGAGGGGCUGGACUGACCAAGCAGGGCUCAUCCUCCGGCCUGUCCACCCCCCAGCCGCUGAGAUCGUCGCCGUCGUCGAAUGCUGAUGUUUCGCGGUCACCGUUGACGGUCACCGUUGCACCUCCCGAACUUGGUCGAGAUGGCAACGUUGUUACAAGUGCGCCUAAGCUCGCAACGACUCUCAACUCUGUAGGCACUCUUCGUCCAGAACCUUUGCGGCCUCCACCCAACUCAACGUCACCAAAGGCUGGAAUGGGUGGUUCUCUUGACCCAUCAAGCGCAGCUGGCCCCAAUGGCCUUUUGCCGCGUAGAAAAAGCUACGAUGAUGGUGUGAGGCCGCUAGACGUUCUCUUGAAGAGUCCGGAUAAACGAUCACCCUCCGAACGGCCAUCUACCGCAGAUGCGACGGGUGCCUUAACAGUACCCAAUGGCAACACUCCCGAACGGCGUCCUGUCAAACCCGGACUUGCUCUCGACUAUGGCAAGAUUUCACGACCCGUGACCGCACCUGGCCCCGUCAACCCGGAGUCAGUCGUCCGCUCGCAGACAUUAUCUACUGGAAGCGACAACUCGUCGGUAUCUUCGCCGCUGAGAUCAUACUUCUCGGAGUCAAGACGGGGUUCUCAAAGCUCAUCAGUUUACCACUCACCUGCGGCUUCACCUGGACCUACGGAGUCAAGCAAAUUCCCUCCAGAAGGGACUCGCGCGCGUGCGCUGUCAGAAGAUACUCAAUCCUCACCAGCUCAUGUUCGCUCUGGCUCUCCUCUACGACCCAAGAUUCGCGCGAACAACACCCUUGAGCGAGUCCCCAUGCGUUCGGAUAGUCUCGGCAAUGCUACAGAAGCUGCAAAGGUCAUGCAGCCGUCCGAGGACAGACUGUCACCCAACGAGUACCGCAAUGACCGCGCUGCACGAAUCAACGGUAUGCAAUCUACAGGUAUUACCCUUCCUCCUCGCCACGUGAACGACCGGCCAGGCCUAGUAAGCCCUGUGUCCCCGUCUCAUCCAACAGACGUUCCGCACGGUGUCGAGAGUGAUACUGAUGACAGUGGGCGAAAUUCCGAAGGAGACAAGCCAAGUGCAUCCGAACCACCAACGUUACCGCCUAAACAGGCACAAAAUGCUGAGAAGUUGCCAUCCGUACUCGAUUUGAGGCCCGAUCCGAAGUCAUCAACGUUGAACGAGUUGGAAGAUGGCGAGUCGUCGCCUACCGUGGAGCGCCAGUCUAUAUCGACCUAUAUCGCCCCUGCUUUGCCCCCCAUUCGCUUCUCCCUGUCAAACUCGGAUUUCUCGGACUUCCUCAAGUCGAUGCAUGGCACCCCGACUCUGAAGCCGUUGAGUGAACUUGGGCGAGGUGAACAUGACAGUUUAUCGAGACAGGAUAUCCCCGCUCGUUCUCAGAUCGCCGAGAAUGGGAAGCAGUCAGUUACAUCAACUCCUCCCAAGUCACAGCAGCAAUCUAGGCCUUCAACGAGUUCGUCUAUCGACGCAACGUUGGCGUUCAUCAACUCAGAAACUUUUGAUGAAGCUGCUAGGAUGUCGAAGGACCUUGCAAGCCGUGGGCGUGCUUCCUCAGAGUCACAAUCCGCAUCUGCAACUCAACAGCGUCCUCGACUGGAGUCUAACGCUUCCUUGAUGAAUCUGUCCAAUGGUUCCAAGGUGACUAUCACACCGGGGCAGCCACCCUCAACAACGCCAAGCCCUGUGAAUACUUCAGCACAGCUAGUAUCCCGGAGACUGAAAGAAGCACUGACUGAUGCAACAAACCGCGGAGCACCGCACCUGAAGCUAGACAAGCGUUUCGUGGAAACCAUCAUGAACGUUCUCGACCAAUAUGAGAGUGAUCUGAUAGAAUUGCGAGGAAAAUACGAUAAGACCAAGCGUGCGAGUCAGCAUUACAUUGAGGGAUUGUCUGUUGCUCAGAAGGAGUACGAAAACGAAGUACAGCUCCGGCAGGACGUGCAAGCUCAGAAUGCUCGCUUGCGCGUCUUGCUUUCUGGCCAGGUUGCCAAAAUGUCUGUCAUGAACGGGGAAGCAAGGAAGCGAGAGACUCGAAUACAGCUCUCGCAGGAGCUCGAGACCAACUUGGGCAUAUUGGAGACGGAUUUGUCGAAGCUCAAAGUCCAGCGCGACAUCGCCAUGGCCGAGGUAGAGGAGCUGGUCUCGUCUAAGAGCUCAAGCACAGCUGUCGGCGCUGGCGAAGUCCCGACAGGUCAAAUGAGUCGCUCGCUUACCAUGCGUCUAGAGAACAUUAAGACCAAGUACCAGCAAGACCUUGUCCCGCUCACGCAACAACGUGAGGCACUUCUGCGGGAGGUUGCUGACCUGAAGGCGGCUAAAGAGCAGUUCCUGGAGGAGACGGCGGCUUUGAAUGCUCGUAACGAACAGCUUGCUCAAAUUAGCGCGCAAUACGACCGUCACAUCGAGGCCGCUCGUCUUGGUUCUCCUUCGGUUGAGGUUACUCGGCCUCCUCCCACGAGAGACGAAUCGCUACAGGGGAAGAAGAGCACAUCAUUUGACCGCAGCCGUGCUGAGCUCUCACCCAUGGCUUCAACGCUCAAUAUAUCUGCACCAAGCUCUGUUACCCUGGUGGAAGAGUCGGAGCCCAAGAUCGUCAAACUCAUCCGUCCCGAGACUGCUGAUAGCACGCCGAUGUCGAAGGCGGGCAAGGUCAUCAAAUGGGCUGUGUCUCGGACUAAGGAUGCAACCUCAGGUGGUGAUAAGGGCAAGGGCAGGCGGGAACACUCAUUCCACCAGACGAGCGUCCUGCGGUUCUCAAAAUGUGAUCAUUGCGGCGAGAAGCUGUGGGGCUCACAGUUCAAGUGCUCGGGAUGCCAUGUUUCAGUUCACCCUCGGUGCCUCAAUGCUGUCCAGAGCGCUUGUUCGCAGCAAUAUGCCACCCGAUACGAUCCAUCCGCUCAGCUGACAUCUAAUGUUCCAUCCAUGUUCGGCCGCGAGCUCAUUGAACAGGUUCAGUCAGACUGCAGAUUUGGCGAGCGCCAAAUUCCAAUUAUUGUUGAGAAGUGCAUCGAGGCUGUCGAAGAGAUCGCACUGGACUACGAAGGUAUCUACCGCAAGACAGGAGGCUCUGGGCAGACAAAGAUGAUCCAGCAGCUGUUCGAGCGUGGCGACUACGCUUUCGACCUCCGCGACACAGACCGUUUCAAUGACAUCUGUAGCGUGACAUCUGUCUUUAAGACGUACUUCCGCACGCUCCCGACUCCGCUCAUGACCUAUGACUUCCACGAUGCCUUCAUCUCUUCAGCGAGUUUGAAGGAUGCUGAGGUCAAGUCAGAAGCUCUCACUGACUUGAUCAGCAAACUUCCCGCUGAGCAUCAUGCCACGUUGAGGGCACUCAUGCUGCACCUGCACAAGGUAUGCAACCAUAGUGAAGUCAAUUUAAUGAACGCCAGGAACUUGGGCGUUGUGUUCGGACCGACCCUCAUGCGUGCACGCGAUCCUGGCUCCGAGUUCAGUGACAUGGCUGGCAAAGCCCUCCUUGUAGAAUGGCUCGUUGAAAAAGCACCCUCAAUAUUCUAGCUCGCCUACCCCUCCUCCGGCAGAAGUGAAUGGCCAGUAUCUUAUGUAUUCCUCAUUGUCUAUUGUACUGUACAUGCUUGCUGCACUCACUCCUACGGAACGGACUCUUUGCACGGCCCUCAUUGAUUUCUCCCCUUGUAGUAGUUUCACUUCGGUUUCUUCAUCCUUUGCUCUUUUCGUAGCUAUCAUUGUCUUCAAAUUUCCCUGUUGUGUUCUGGAGUCAGGGUUGGUUGACUAGGAUUGUGGAUACGGGUUUAGAUUAACACUAUACAUCUUACACGGCUGACUAGUGUGUGCUGCUUGAUUUCCUAUCUCUCCUCGCAAUGCACAUAUGAAUUCGAUUUAUUGUCUGGGCAGGAUUCAUUAUCAUUGACUGGGAUAAAACUCCCCCGAUAUAGCAGUGCGAAUAUUGAACAAGGACAACAAAGCAUGCUCAGGCCGUUUGCUCGCGGGAGCGUCGAGGGCGUGUAACGGGCUUCUCUGGUUUGAGGGCACAGAAGAGGAAGUGACGUCUUGGGCCGGACGCUGCCGCCGCUACCGCGGCAGCCCGCGCACCGAGUGCUGUGGCCGUCACGUUUGGCUCGCCACGGACGCCUAGGGAGAACAUGCGAUCGAAGAGCGUUGCUAUGAAAGCCUUCGCUGUGGUCUGACAGGCGAGGUGCGUGAGGGACAGCGGUGGACUAACACCUUCAAGGUUACGCAGAUAGCGGUAGACCAUUGACGGCUGACACGGACCUAGUACAUAGAUGAACGGAAUAUGUUUUGAAACGCCUACAUUAGCUAGUCACCACUCACCAAAGCGAAAGACGGCGUUAUAAGCCUGGCGCCAUUUUUCUUCAAGUAGUCGUGCGCAAUUCGCUGUAUCUGGACAUGUGCUGCAACACUGGUAUUCCUUUGCCAGCGGAACCAUGCCUAGUUUGAGCACUCUCUCCAAAAACCAGUUACGUCGCUUCUCAAGCUUCAGUAGCGUUUCGCAGGACAAGGUACUGAGCUCCUCCUCCGACCAGCCUCCUGGAUUGUCGAGCACGAAGCGGCUGGCUUCGCGAUAAAGCUCCUCCUCUUCAAAAAGCUCUGCUAUACGCAUGGCCUUGAUGGGACGGCCUGCGGCAUGAGUAAGCAGGAAAUUGAGACAGGCGCUCUGCAGUGCAGGAACGAGAAGCUUGUGUGAGAUGUUCAUCAGGCCCUCCACAUUGUUCCAGGUGAUAGUACAUUCAAGAUGGGGAUACACAAACUUGAGGAAGUCAUGAAAAGUCACUGCUCGCUCUUCUUUGAGGACAAUGAUCGCGUCCUGUCCUUCUUUGUCGGCCCUGUGUCGCUUGCGGACAGCAGCUCGAGCAGGCUGUGCUGCCCUACGAGCAGACACUUGAUCGUCUUCGCGCGAUUUGAACUUUCCUUGUGCCUGGGUACCCUUUGAUAUUUUCGUGGACUUUACUCCUUCAUUGGACGAUUCAGGUGAAUUGGGACGAGCGAGAGUUACGGGAGUUGAGGUUGAGGUCGAGCGGGAGUCUAAAGAGCCACUAGCACCCUGAAGCUUGGCAAGACUAUCAGAGCGUGCAUCGCGCGUUUGAACUUCGUCUUCACUCGUACCGCUCGCGCUUGCAUCGCUGCUAUCUUGUGACCGGUUGGGUCCCGGAGCGUCAUUGGCCAUUUUGGGUUGAUCUUCUGGCACGUCGGACAGGUCAGAGUCAUCGGCAUUGUCUGCGUCAGGCGAAGUGUCAUUCUCGGCGUCAUCGGAGGUGAAGACAGCGGAAGAAGGACGCGUCGAUCGUUCGGGCACGGAAGGCGGCUGGGAUAUGGUGAUAACGGAGGACAUGCUGGGCGGGCGACCGGUUUCGAGCCAACAGCCACUCAAGGCGGCCUCGAAGAAUGGAGAAGCAAAGUAAAGAAUUUCCUUGUGUGCCCAGAACGUGGUGCUCUCGACGACUAUCUUGACUGUCCCUGGAAAGCGACCUUCGCGAGUAAAUGUAGGAUUGAGCUCGAUGGGCUCUUCCUCAUAAAGGGAGAGCUCCUCAACGAGCUCAUCUGUCUCGCAUUCCUCGAGCAACCAAGGAGGAGAGCCCGAGCUAGACGGACCAGAUGCAGCUGUUGAACGAAAAAUGCCGGCUGCUGCUGCGUGUGUUUCUGUUGGUGAACUGAGAGCAGCGGAUGGAUUAUUGGGCCCCCGCGAAUUACGCGCAAUCAAGAUGUGGGACGGGUUCGUCGUCAUCACAAACCCAG